This is a messenger RNA of Drosophila simulans, 411 nucleotides long. RefSeq lists its product as uncharacterized. Bases 110 to 289 code for a protein of 59 amino acids. The record is from RefSeq and is a predicted model, not a curated record. NCBI's taxonomy places the organism in Eukaryota, Metazoa, Arthropoda, Insecta, Diptera, Drosophilidae. The transcript has 3 exons.
UCUAGUGGGCGACCACAUUAAAUUCAAUCUGUGUAGCACACAAGUGUUUGGAACAUGUGGAAAUUUUACUGUCAAUAGUCUCAGAUAAUUUUCGUAGCGCGCCCUAAAAAUGCCCGAAAAGCCUUCAGCAAAGUCGGCUCCAAGGCCCCUGACCAGCAUAAAGGGGACCAGGCCUUCCACAUCCUCAUCCAAUCCCACCUCCAGCAGGAACAGACCCACAGGAACUGGAGUGGCUCGACCACCUUUGCCUAAUGCACACGAUAGGAUUUGGAAGAUCAUGAAGAUGUAAUAGUAUCUUCAAAUAUUCGGUCCCCAAAUUGGAUCAACGUUUUAAAUCCUGAUAUUCUUUUUUAUAAAAUGUACGGAUUAUUUGACGAAUAAAGCGCUGAAUAAAGCGAAUAAAUCCCAAAA